CAUGUUGUAAGUUGCUAAGGGUAUGAUCACGUUGUAGACAUGAUAAGUGAAGAAGUUAAUUCCGCUGUAACUACUGAUAUGAUUAUCUCUACACAUUCGGGAUAUAAAGAUUACAAUUGGGUUAUUAAAUUAAAUCGACCAUGCUUACGCUUGUUUGGGGUUUGGCCAGAACCCAGCAAAACUCCUCGAAAGAAAUUGAUGAUGGAUGCACGUGUUAUUAUUAUAUCAAAUAUAAUUAUUUGGAGUAGCAUCAUUCCAACCUUACAUUCUUUCAUCAGAAUAUGGGGCAAUAUUACAUCUAUGAUCGAUAAUCUGCAAUACAGUUUACCGCUUUUAAUAUCAAUAAUAAAACUUGUUCUUUUAUGGCAAAAGAAGCAAGUUCUCAUACCAGUUUUACAAAUGGUUAAAGAAGAUUGGAUAAAAUCAAAGUCAGAAAAUGAAAGAGUCGUUAUGUUACGACAAGCACGAAAGGCACGACUAAUAAUGAUUUGGGGAUAUUUUAUCAUGUUGGUCUCGUUCAUUUGUAUCGUAAUUCUUCCUACCUUUAAUAUAUCAAUGAGAUAUAUGACAAAUAUUACCGAUCCGGGCAAAGUGCUGCCGCUGCAAACAUAUUACAUAUACAAUGUAAAUGACAGUCCGUUUUACGAGACUACUUUCAUUCUACAAGGUUUUAGUUUGAUGACAGCCGGCGCUAUAUACACCGGCACAGACUCCUUCAUGGGUUAUCUGGUCUUCCACGUAUGCGGUCAACUCGAAAACCUCAAGACGCGUAUUCUGAAUCUGGAUAAAUUUAGUCACUUUGAAGAAGCACUGUCUUCUAGUGUACAGGAUCAUAAGCGUCUCAUCAGAUCCAUUAAAAUCAUUGAUAAUACAUUUAAUUUGAUGCUGCUUGGUCUGCUGGUUUAUUUUGGCAUACUUUUUGCUCUGUUUGGAUUUUUAUUUAUCACCAUAAUGAGGCAAGGUAGUAAUCUAUCCAUCGGUCGACUCAUUUGUAUACUGACAACUUUUAUUAAUACAUUCACACAUAUGUGUCUUUAUUGUGUGGUAGGAGAAUUUUUAGUGGUUCAAUGUGACGGAAUUUACGAGGCUACUUAUCACUAUAAGUGGUAUAACCUAAAGCCAAAGCAGGCCAGAAAUCUAUUGGUUAUAAUGAUGCUGGCUAAUAAACCACUGCACCUUACUGCAGGAAAACUUUUUCCUAUGACGAUGGCUACAUUUUGUAAUUUGCUAAAAACAUCGGGUGGCUACAUAUCGGUUUUAGUGGCACAAUAAAUCGUAAGUAUACGCAGUUAAUAUGUUGCGCGUACAUAUCUAACUGCUUUUCUGUAUUUUGCUCCCCAAAAUGCAGAAUUAUACAACUUUAUUGGACCAUUGAGAAAAAGUUUCGAUAUUUCGAACUUCAGCAGAAAGACUUUCACAUAUUGUACACUUUGAGCAACACGUUAAUCGAUAACCACUGUACAGGGCCGGUUUAGAAAGUAUUAAACGUAUUUGUUAAUAUAA
Vollenhovia emeryi is the source of this 1503-nucleotide messenger RNA. Its product is annotated as odorant receptor 43a-like. Gene Ontology annotation, biological process: sensory perception of smell; detection of chemical stimulus involved in sensory perception of smell. Lineage: Eukaryota; Metazoa; Arthropoda; Insecta; Hymenoptera; Formicidae. Gene Ontology annotation, molecular function: olfactory receptor activity; odorant binding. Gene Ontology annotation, cellular component: plasma membrane. The record is from RefSeq and is a predicted model, not a curated record. The transcript has 7 exons. The coding region runs from base 40 to 1272 and encodes 410 amino acids.